AAUUCUUUUCUAAUAAUGCUGUUUGUAAUAUCAGUAGUCAGUUGGACCAAGUUAACUCUGAGCAAAUUGAAGGGACUAUAAAACAGCCAAAUAAGCUGUCAGAAGGAACUAGAGCAGAAGCUUGUGGUAGUGUUAGUACCUCUAAGAAGAAUCUAGUAAAUAAUAUUAGAGAUGAAGUUGAGAAUGAAGGUUUUAUCAACCUUAAAGAAGAUAAUAUCUAUAAAGAAUUUCAAGAAGUAGAUAAAAAGAUUAAAAAUGAAUUUAUUUGUUUUUUGAAAAAGGAAAAAGAAGAGUUAGUACCAAUUAAUAUUUUUUUGUUAGCUUUAAAUAUUCUUGAAAAAAAAUAA
This is a messenger RNA of Scutellospora calospora, 347 nucleotides long. NCBI's taxonomy places the organism in Eukaryota, Fungi, Glomeromycota, Glomeromycetes, Diversisporales, Gigasporaceae. The record is from the annotation of a GenBank genome assembly.